CACAUGUGCCACGACGCGCAGUGUAUUUCCUUUCUGCUCUUCAUGCUAUAAACAUGUCCGUGGCUACAAAGGGAAAUCCGAGUGAAAGAUCAAGAUGCUACACAUUCUUCUGGAGACUUUUCCCGCACGUUUUCUUGAUUUUGUCUCUUAUCGCGUAUGGCGUGUUGGGAGCUUUGGUGUUUUGGAAGAUUGAGGGAGGAAGAGAAUUAACUGACCAACAGGCAUACCGGGGAUUUGUCUCGAAAUUAAUUGAUCAAGCAAAUGCAUCAGACGUUGACAGGAUGCUAAGGACGGAGCUGAAAGCCAUCUGGCUUCAGCAUCCAGACAAAUGGUCGUUUUAUGGAUCUCUGUUCUUCUGCUGCACUGUAUUCACAACAGUGGGCUACGGAGAGAUCUAUCCUGUCACUAUGGCCGGCAAGUUGAUCUGUAUCCUCUACGCCAUGGUGGGCAUCCCGCUCAUGCUGCUGGUCAUCACCGACGUGGGUGACGUCUUGGCGCGCUUCUUCUCGCGGGGCUACCACCACCUGCACAAGCUGGCGCGGCUCCUGCGGCGGCGGCGGCAGCGGCGCAAGCGGGCGCUGGCCGACGGCACGUACACCUUCAGCCACGAGGUGGUGGUGCGCGAGCCACUGGACCUCAAGCAGGUGCUCCGCGCGCAGGCCUCGGUCAAGCGCAAGUCCGUGCAGCUGUUCAACAACCAGAAGAUCUUCGAGCGGCUGAUCGCGCGCGAGAAGCUGGGCCGGGCCGGCCCGCUGCUGCGCAGCCGCUCCUGCCCGGAGCUGAACCGCGCGCCGACGACCAGCUACCACCUGUGGGACCUGGACGGCAUCGGCACCGACAUGGACCAGCUCAACGUGCCCAUGCUCCUCAUCCUGCUGGUGGUGUUCGCCUACAUCCUGUUCGGCGGCCUGGUGCUCCCGCUGUGGGAGACGGAGUUCAAGAUCUUCGACGCGUUCUACUUCUGCUUCAUCACGCUGACCACCAUCGGCUUCGGCGACAUCGUGCCCUCGCACCCCAAGUUCUUCAUGCUCACCUUCGUCUUCAUCAUCAGCGGCAUGGCCAUCAUGUCCAUGGCCUUUAAGCUGGGCCAGUCCACCAUCAUCAGCUGCUACCGGCGCUGCAUGCGCUGCAUCAGCCGCGGACGGGUCAAGUACGAGUUCAUCCACGAUGACUGACAGACGACGGGACAGAGAGAGGACAGCUGGCCGGACGCCCGGAAAGAGCGGAGACCGAACGACGUGGGAUUCAGGAAUUAGCUUGGGAGGGGUCGGAUUUCCUGACUGAGAAGGAUAGGCCGCAGACACUGUCCACGGUCAGUCAUGUUUGACCAGCGGAGAUUCAGUGGUUUGGAAUAGACCGUAGGACCAGAGGUUUCCAAGCAGAAUGGGACAGCCUUGACUAAGUGCAGUUUCCUGAAAGGCUUUAGUGGAUGUUGUGGCUUAGGUAGUGUUAGCAUGAAUAAUUUAACAUGAGCAUGAAGCUGACUGAAUAUGUAUGUUAGUCAGUCUUAUUCUGUACAGUGUGGCAAUCAAAAUAUGGAUGUUCAAUGUCUGUUGGAAUUUUGCAUGAAGAGUUCUACUGCAUAGCAAUUUUCGAAAUAUACAGAACAAAACCUAUUUAGAUCGUACUAUUGGAGUUUUAUGGCUACCAAUAACAUAUUCUGCACAAUGUGUUAAACAGUAUGGAAAAAAAUGUUUACAUCUUCUACAAACUGCUCUGCUUCAUCAACCAGUUAAUGUUUAGAUGGGCCUUAAGUGUUUAAUUACUCAGCCAUCCAAUAGUUUAUGUUAGAGAUGUCUUCAGCACAUUAGUAGUCCCUCAAAGUCUAUAAUGAGCCCAUUCACUUCAAGUGUCUCUGUGGUAUGGAAUGUCAAGUCAUGGCAUCCUCUGAAGCACAACAUAGUCACUAAUGCCUGUAUCGUGUUUCAUAGAGAGAAGUAGUGCUUAAUGUCUGUCUAGUUUACUGAUAGCUUAUGUGUUUACUUUAUGGAUAGAUACUUAGUCUCGAAUAAUGGGGUGUAUACAGUAUGUGAAAUGAAUCGUUUAUACAGUAGAUUAAAACAGAGCAGAAAUGGUAAGGAUUUGAAGACUAAGAUUUGUGUGUCAAUUGUUUUUUCAUCAUAUGUACCUCUGAAGUCUCUUUGCAUUGUUGCAUCCCAAAGAAAAAAGACAUUUUACAUCUCAGCAUUAUAAUGUUAUAGAAUAAUUUGUUUUGGUCUGUCUGUGUGUCUGGGUGUUCGGUCUCCAACACCAACAUUAAAAUAAA
This is a messenger RNA of Sardina pilchardus (European sardine), 2266 nucleotides long. It is a transcript of the gene kcnk18, whose product is annotated as potassium channel, subfamily K, member 18. The record is from RefSeq and is a predicted model, not a curated record. Lineage: Eukaryota; Metazoa; Chordata; Actinopteri; Clupeiformes; Clupeidae. Gene Ontology annotation, cellular component: plasma membrane. Gene Ontology annotation, molecular function: potassium ion leak channel activity; outward rectifier potassium channel activity. The transcript has 3 exons. Gene Ontology annotation, biological process: stabilization of membrane potential; potassium ion transmembrane transport. The coding region runs from base 54 to 1175 and encodes 373 amino acids.